Molecule: messenger RNA, 2741 nt
Organism: Tuber aestivum (summer truffle)
Lineage: Eukaryota; Fungi; Ascomycota; Pezizomycetes; Pezizales; Tuberaceae
Source: the annotation of a GenBank genome assembly
AUGUUAUCCGGUCUCCGCAACUCAUCCAGACGGGCUGUUCGCCUACCCACUUCUAGGAACUUGCGUGUGGUUCGCCCGGCUGCUGCAAUUCCCUCAACCUCUUCGUCCUCCCCACUCCGCGCAACUGCUUCGUCGUACGCUACCACCGGUCUCUCGCCGUCGCCAUUGUCCACCCGGUCCACCGUUAUCCAGCUGCUCAACAACAUUGGGUCCAAGAGGGAAGUGGAGCAAUACUUGUCACACUUCACGUCCGUUCAAUCCCAGCAAUUUGCCGUCAUUAAGGUGGGUGGGGCAAUCAUUACGGAGCACUUGGAUUCGCUGUCAAACUCACUGUCCUUCCUCAACCAUGUCGGGUUAUUCCCCGUCGUCGUUCACGGUGCGGGUCCACAGCUUAACAAGAUGCUGGAGGCGGCGGGUGUGGAACCCCAAUUUGAGGACGGGAUCAGGGUUACGGAUGGAAAGACCCUUGCCCUGGCAAGACAGCUGUUCCUCGACGAGAACUUGAAGCUUGUCGAGGCCUUGGAGAAGCUCGGGGUUCGGGCUAGGCCCAUCACCGGCGGUGUUUUCCAAGCCGACUACCUGGACCGCCAGAAGUACGACCUCGUGGGAAAGAUUACAAGCGUUGACAAGCGUCCCAUUGAGGCUGCUAUCAAGGCGGGGUGUCUUCCGAUUUUGACGUCAACAGCAGAAACAGCCGAGGGGCAGCUGUUGAACGUCAAUGCGGAUAUUGCGGCUGGUGAGCUCGCACGGGCCCUCCAGCCCUUGAAGAUUGUGUACUUGUCCGAGAAGGGUGGUCUAUUCAAUGGCGAGACUAAUGAGAAGAUUUCCACCAUCAAUUUGGACGAGGAGUACGCUGGCUUGAUGGAGCAGUGGUGGUGCCGGUAUGGGACGAGGCUGAAGAUCAAGGAGAUUAAGGAGUUGUUGGAUGGAUUGCCUAGGACCUCCAGUGUUGCUAUCAUCGCUACCGAAGAUCUCCAGAAGGAGCUCUUCACCGAUACUGGUGCUGGGACUCUCAUAAGGAGAGGUAACAAGCUUACCGCUAUGUCUAGCGUUGAUGGGUUCGAAGAUAGAACACGGUUGGAGGAGGUCCUAGGCAGGGAGAAGAGCGACGUUUCGGAAUACCUGAACUUUUUGCGGUCAACAAAAUUCAAGGCAUACGCCGAUGAGCCUCUUGAGGUUCUGGCAAUUGUGAUUCCGGGUGAAGGCCCCAACGAUCCUGCCAGGCUGGACUUCUUCUCGUCGACUAAAGCUGGGUGGCUGGGCAACGUGGCCGAUAACGUCUUCAACUCGAUCAAGAAGGAAUACCCCAGGUUGAUUUGGUCUGUCAGGCAGGGCGAUGGACAAUUGAGCUGGCAUUUCGACAAGUCUCAGGGAAGCUUCAACCACGGGGACCAAGUUCACUUCUGGUACGGGUAUGAGGGACCCGAAGAAGUCAAAUCUUUGAUCGGGGGCUUCUUGGCCGAUGCUGGUAGCCGUGAGUCCGGAAGGUCUGAGGGAGCCGUUACCGGUAUCAAACAACAGGCUAGGGGUUUCUUGACAGCUACAAGGCCAGGAUCCCGAUGGGCUGCUUCAAUGGGAUCCGUUCUUCGCCAACCGCGACGGGGAUUUGCCUCUACAAACCCGAACCCUCCCUUGGGCUCGAGCAACGCAACCAACGGCAAGCCUUCCAAGGUAGCGUUAAUUGGUGCUAGAGGUUACACUGGACAAGCUUUGAUAAGUCUCAUCAAUUCUCACCCCCAUUUCGAUCUUACCCAUGUUUCAUCUCGAGAGCUGGCUGGAAAGAAGCUUGAGGGAUAUACCAAGGACGGGAAGGAAAUAGUCUACCAGAACCUGGGUGUUGAGGAUAUUAGAAGGAUGGAGGAGAAUGACGAAGUUGACUGUUGGGUUAUGGCUCUUCCCAAUGGUGUUUGCGGACCAUUUGUAGAUGCAGUUGAAGAUGUUGGGAAGGCCAAGAGCGUGAUUGUCGACUUGAGUGCCGAUUUCAGGUUCGAUCGCAAAUGGACUUAUGGAUUGCCUGGUAUGUAUGUCCUUAUGGCGAUGGGACUGGGCGAUUGCGCUGAUAAAUUGGGAAUUUAGAGCUUGUGCCCAGGGAGACCUUGACCAAAGCUUCUCGUAUCUCCAACCCUGGAUGUUAUGCCACCGCAGCCCAGAUUGCUAUCGCACCUUUAGCGCCCUACCUCGCCGGUUCUCCUACCAUAUUUGGUGUAUCUGGUUAUUCUGGGGCUGGAACAAGGCCAAGUCCUAAAAAUGACGUCAAUCAGUUGAAGGACAACUUGAUGCCUUAUAGCUUGACUGACCAUAUCCACGAGCGUGAAAUUGGAACUCAACUCGGUGUUCCAGUUGCCUUCAUUCCUCAUGUCGCAGUUUGGUUCCAGGGAAUCCACCACACUGUUAGCAUUCCGCUGGCCAAGGGGAUGACUUCACGAGAGAUUAGGAAUUUGUACCAGGACAGGUACGCCGGGGAGAAGCUCAUCAAAGUUACUGGAGAGGCUCCUCUUGUCAAGAACAUUUCCGGCAAGCAUGGCGUGGUAGGUUUAUAUAUGUCUUCCUAUUUCUACUAAGGGGUGACUUUGUUGACAAUCAAACAGGAGGUCGGUGGCUUCGGCGUCCACUCCUCCGGAGAGAGAGUAGUUGUCUGCGCAACUAUCGACAAUUUACUUAAGGGAGCUGCUACACAAUGUCUUCAGAACAUGAACUUGGCUCUCGGAUACGGCGAGUACGAUGGUAUUCCUUUGGAUUGA